Symbiodinium necroappetens is the source of this 4620-nucleotide messenger RNA. The record is from the annotation of a GenBank genome assembly. NCBI's taxonomy places the organism in Eukaryota, Dinophyceae, Suessiales, Symbiodiniaceae.
AUGAGCGUUAUCUCCAAGUUUGAGCCUUUAGUUGACAUCACUAUUUUUCUGAACCGGCCUACCGACGUCCGAGAUUUGAAAGAGUUAGUAAACAGGCGGAUCAAGGAGACCAGCGACCAGCGGACUCGGCUGAUGCAGCUUGCCAUGCCGACCCCUCCCGGCAUGGUGCGCACUGAUAUGAUUCCAAUUCGCUUGGAAGGCCUGUCAUACAAGCCUGGGGCGAGCGGAGAACUUUUUCACAAUGUGGAUCUAUCUGUCGAGCAAGGCAAGCUGGUCGCCUUGCAAGGCGAACAUCGAUCAGGAAAGACGAAGCUGAUCCGACUCAUGGCUGGUGGAAUAACUCCCACUACUGGCAAAGUGAUCAUGCCCUCGCAUUUGCGCUGCCUGCUGGUUACACACCAGGUCCUGUUGAUGGAUGCCUCUCCUUUGCAGAACCUGUUCUUCGGUGAUCCUCUCGCUGUCGCAAAUCCAGAAGAGCGACAUCGGGCGUUGUGGAUUCUGGAUAAGCUCCGGAUGAUGCGAACCCGAGAGGUUGCUGAACAGGAGAUCGAAAUUUUGCAGGAGCCUCUCUCGGAUGAGGAGCAGGUAGACCCUGGCUGUUGCAGCAAAAGUGGGAAGGUAGAACCGCUACCCGCCCAUGCACAAUGGUUGCCACCAGAUGGUAGCCGGCGAGCGCAAGAACUGCAGUUAGAGUUGCGAGGUUGGCAAGACUCCCUGUCCUUCCAGGAAAAGGCGAAGCUGCACAUCGCGCGUGCCCUGAUUGUGAAUCCCGAAAUUCUGAUUCUCGAGAAGCCGCUGAUGAACUUCGAUGAACGAGAGUCUCAGCUGGUGCAAGGCGUCCUCAGGGAGUACGUCUCCAAUCGAGGAGUCGCGCUAUCCGCUGACUCCCGGGACAGUCGAAGGCCGCGGACUUGCUUCUACACUGCCGAGAGGGAGGAUGCCAGCCAGACUGAUGUGGUUUGGAAGUGCGGUGCUGGCACCGUGGUUGCCGAGAAACCCUGGGCACAAGCCCAAACACCCAAAAAGGGUGAGAAGCAGAUGUCAUCGCCGAAGUCUUCGCAAUCUGUAAAGACUGCAGAGUGUCCGCGGCGUAAAGGAGGCUCUGACAGCAAGGAGGAGCGGGAGAAGUCGGUGACCCUCUCCUACUCCGAAACUGCGGAAGAGGAGCAGUCCAUCUCCAUCAUCCGAACUGUGUCAAGCGGGACUGCAGCACGUUUGCUGGAUGAGUUGGAGGAUGAAAGGCGGCGCGGCGACGGAAACGAGGGUCUCGAAGGUUUGGACGAAGGUUCGACGAGCGAACGUAGCACGGUCUCCGAGGCGGAGGCGGCUCCGGGCAUUGGGGUCCAAGAAGCCGCGAGCGGUAUCAGCCAGGCCGACCCGCCCACGGACCAGGAGAUGCCCGGGACGAUGGAUUCUGACUCUCGACCCUCGUGUAUGUGGAGUGGUCCACCGUCGGUUCCGCCCCCGCUGCCGAAACGGUCGAGUCCUUUGGCUCCCAUCGGCACAGCAGUUGCCGACGCGCCCGAUGAGUCAUCCAUGUGGAGGCCGCAGACCUUUGAGUCUCCUCUGGUCCAGCGUGCCGCCACUGGCGGCUGCAGUGUGUAUCGAACUCCGUCUUUGCCCAGUCGUUUGGAGCCUGCUUCACCAGCGCCUUCCGUUUUGACAUCGCCUGGCAUCGGGGAGGCGCUUCCGUACUCCAUGGGGCGCCGCAGGGUUGGCAGUCACGACAUGAGCUCUUCCAGCUUGUUCACACGCCAGAUGUCGAUCGAGUCUUACUCAACCGAAAGGGAGCCCAGCUCAUCAGCCACCCCCGCAGCGCUCUUCCCGAGCACGCCGGACUUCUGCCCAAGCCCUGCAGGAAGCUUCAUGCUGCCGCCUCUGCAGCCAGUGCCUCCCGCGAGUUACCCUGUAGGGCUGCGAGACCCGCUCCCGGCACCGGCCUUGCGAGCAGAAGUCUCGCCCCUCUGUCCCGGCGCCGGCAUGAUGCGGGUACAAGUCAAAGAGGGGGAGAUGACGAAGACCAUCUACACGCACAUCAUGGAGCAAAAGUAUGACAAGGCCGUGAAGAUUCUCAACCAGCAGCUUCAGUUCUUCCCGGAGAGCCGCUGUGCUUUGUCAUUGCUCGGAUACUGCUACUACCACAUGCAAGACUUUGCCAGUGCUGCAGACAUCUACGGUCAGCUUGUGCAAGUCGUUCCGGAGAUCGACGAGUACAAGAUUUACCAUGUCCAGAGCCUGAUCAAGGCAGGCUUGUACGAGGAGGCCAGCCAGGCGUGUACUUCCGUGGAGUCGCCGGAGUACACAGAGCGGGUUCUGAUGCUACAGGCCACGAUCUCCUACGAACAGGAAGAGACGCAAUUGGCUCGCAGCAUCCUGGAUCAAUGCCAUCCAGACUCUGAGGAGAGGCAGGUCUUUGAGGGAGCACUGCUUUGGAAAGAGAAGCGGUACGCAGAAGCUAUGAAGCUGUUCAAUGAUGCGAUAACUAGCACCGGCUACCAGGCAAGCCUUGCAUACAACAUCGCCCUUUGCUACUAUAGCUCCAAGCAGUACGGCCCGGCGCUCAAGCACAUCGCCGAGAUCAUCGAGCGUGGUGUCCGGGAUCAUCCGGAGCUGUCUGUGGGAGCUUUGUCAGAAGGCGACCUCAAAGCUCGGAGUGUCGGGAACACGUCCGUGCUGCGGGAAACGGCCUUGAUUGAAGCUUUCAAUCUGAAGUCGGCAAUAGAGUACAUGACAAAGAACAUGGAAGCCGCGAAGGACGCGUUAGCUGAUAUGCCACCUCGCGAUGAGUCGGAACUCGACCCGGUCACACUCCACAACCAGGCCCUCAUCGAGAUGGACGAGAAGCCGACCGAAGGCUUCCGCAAGCUUAACUUUCUGCUUAACCAGCAGCCAUCGCCACCAGAGACUUUUGUAAACCUGCUCCUGCUGUAUUGCAAGUACAGUUACUAUGACCUGGCCGCUGACAUUCUGGCAGAGAAUGCUGAGCUGACCUACAAGAAUAUGAAGCCUGAGGAUUACGAGUUUUUGGAUGCGCUGAUAUUGGGCCAGUCUUCACCUGAAGAAGCGUACCGGCGCUUCGAUGAGCUGUCUGCAAAGCACGUGGAGAUGUUGCGGAAAGGAACUAAAAACAUCCAGGACGCGAGAAGGCAGCGGGAUCAAACCCAGGUGAAGAAGUACCUAGCCGAGUUCGAUGAUGCGCUGGCGAAGUACAUACCGGUGCUGAUGGGCCAGGCCAAGAUCUAUUGGGAGUUGGAGAAUUACUCCAUGGUGGAGAAAAUCUUCCGCCAGUCUGCUGAAUUCUGCAGUGAAGAUGAGUCCUGGAAGCUGAAUGUGGCCCACAUCUUCUUCAUGCAAGAAAAAUUCAAGGAGUGUAUCCGCUACUAUGAGCCGUUCGUGCGAAAGCACAACGACGACCUGUUGAACGUGACGGCGAUCAUCCUGGCCAAUCUUUGCGUGGCGUAUGUCAUGACCUCGGCUAACGAGGAGGCUGAGGAACUGAUGAGACUGGUGGAGCGUGAGGAGGAGAAGGUGAAGGACCCGUCGAAACCGGUCUACCACCUGUGCAUUAUCAAUUUGGUGAUUGGAACGCUCUACUGCACGAAGGGCAACUUUGAGUUCGGUAUCAGCCGAAUCAUCAAGUCCCUGGAGCCAUACGACAAAAAGAUCGGCGUCGACACAUGGUACUAUGCCAAGCGAUGUAUGCUGGCUCUUGCGGAGACGCUGGCGAAGAACAUGGUCGUGCUCAACGACGAAGUCUUCGACGACAUCAUAGCCUUCCUAGAUUCAGCAGAUCAAGUUGGGAAAAACAUCGGCACGACCAUCAAUGUGGUCGAGGCCGCCAAUGAAGAUGCAGCGAGCAAGCGCACGGUUUCGCAAGAAGCACGCAUGAUCAAGCGCUUCUUCCUGAAACUCAGGGGUCACCGCAGACCUCUGAGACUGGGGUAUUUCCGGUUUCACCCACAAAUACGCAAAGCUAACGAGGCAGAUGAGGGCCGAGCACCAGAGCCCUGCCAGGUCAUUUACGUCCCGGUGUUCAUGCCACACAGAUGCAGGAUCUGUGGACACGAGUGCCAACUAUCCGAGAUGCCGCAGGAGUUGCCGCGUCCCAGCACGAAUCCGACCUUUGGCAGCUGGCUUCCCAGUAUUCUUCCAUCGACAUCGCGCUAUUGGAUGCUUGGGAGAGCGGCUGCAGCAAUUUUGCCGCCAUCCGCUCCGACUCGACCGAUUGCAGAGCCAGUUCCACUGAUCGUGAGGCAUAUUGAGGAUCCCUCAGCCAAAAUCCUGCAGACGCCUAUAGGAGAUGGGCUCUUGAACCGGAUAUCUCCUGUGAGCGAUGCCUUAGUGCCAUUGUGCCCUCUCCAGUGCGCUCGGCCGCCACACAAGCACCGGAAGACUCAGGGCUUGGAGGAGAGGUGGUGGCUGGAGUACGAUCCGCCCAAAGCAAACUACAAGAGUGGUUUCGGUCGAGGUCCGUUUGGUGGCAACAGUAUUCCGAAGCAGAACUGGCCACGACAGAUGGUGCCCAUCGAGCUUAAAAAGAAGUGGGAGAAGCGCGAAAGAUUGCGCUAUGCUUUUCGCAAGCACGGCUUCGAAUUGGAUGUUCCGAAGCUGGGGGGCUGA